ACUAUUCAAUAUGAACACAGCCUUGGAGCUUUGUUUACAUUUAAAUCACAAUGUGUUUUCUGUGUCCAAUUUCAAUUGAUACAAAGUAAUUAGUCUACCAGCGAAACCGAGUACAUUUAUUAAAUAAUGGAGCCAUUGGAGAGAUUGAAGGUGAAAUUUGAAUGUCAAGUGUUAGAGGACAACAGAACUAACCUGAAUCAAUGCUUUCUAAACUGUAGCAAGAACCAUGAAGACUACAUUCCUGCGCAUUUUUGUGACCAACAUAUUCCUCUAGAAUACCGCGACGAACAUAUGCACAGUUUAAUAAAAUCUGUAGCAGAUAUAACUGUCAGAGUCCGUUGUGUAUAUGUCAGUACAUCGCGCCCAGAAUUUUGGCCACAGGUCAUUGGGUCGGAGGAGCAGUGUCCUUAUCCCUUUUACAAAGUCAGAGGGGAAAAGCUUUCCAGAUUCGGAAGUGGAAGAAUCAACAGAGUUGUGUACUGUCCAGACUCUCCUUGCACGUGCAGUAUAUGCCGUCAAUCAGACACGCCCAAUCUUGGGUCGUACAUAGUUUUUAUAGACACUGCCACACACGUGGUUUUUGAUGAGGAAGAGGCAAAGAAAGCUUCCAUAAGACUGUUCUUUGACAGCUAUCUAAGUCCAAAAGUAAACCUUCAUGUCCUAAGUAUGUGUUACGCCAACGUCGAAAGAGACUGGUGCUUGCUAAAAUGCACAACGUGUGACUCAGAUUUAGGCGACGCGCUAGCCGCUAAGCUGAAACUAUUUGAGAAGACCAGAAAUGACUUCUACUACAUCUAUGCAAAGUCCAGGCAAAAUGACCCUCGGGCUAUUAUUGUAUCUCAUCCUCACGGAGGCCCCAAGCAGAUCAGUUUAGGCCACUGGGAGAACAAACAGCAAGUGGGUGACAACAACAGCUACCACAGAUUCCACUACACUGCAAACACCUGCCCAGGGAGCAGUGGGGCGCCGGUUUACUUGAUGGGGUUUAAAGAGUGGGGUUGGUGGGACGAGCUUCUUCAUAGUGGCGCCUCUUCUAAUGGGCUCAACUUCAGCGGUGCUGGAGUUAUCUAUGUCUAAGUUUGGUCACAAUGUGGACACGAAGUAAUGAUUAGUGCGGUACUAGCAUU
Biomphalaria glabrata is the source of this 1127-nucleotide messenger RNA. RefSeq lists its product as uncharacterized. Lineage: Eukaryota; Metazoa; Mollusca; Gastropoda; Planorbidae. The transcript is spliced from 2 exons. The coding region runs from base 127 to 1077 and encodes 316 amino acids. The record is from RefSeq and is a predicted model, not a curated record.